Molecule: messenger RNA, 408 nt
Organism: Trypanosoma grayi
Lineage: Eukaryota; Euglenozoa; Kinetoplastea; Trypanosomatida; Trypanosomatidae
Exons: 1
Coding region: 1-408 (135 amino acids)
Source: RefSeq, a predicted model, not a curated record
AUGUCUGCUGGAGUCAUUGCCGGGAUUGUCAUUGCCGGCAUCGCUUUCUUGAUUGUUGGUGUUGCCGUGUUCUACUUCUGCUACUGGCGACGGAGGCCGAGUGCGAGUAGGAACGGCGAUUACCCUUCAGCCUCUGUGUUGGGGCAUGCGACGAAGAGGAGAAGCUACCCCGUGGGAAAUUCCCGUGUGACAGCUCGUGAAGAUGAAGACGGGAACUCAAGGAGUGCCGGUGGGUAUCCUUUGCUGCACUCGCUGGGGCAGGUGGAUAACCCCAUGGCGCAUGGGCAGGCGGGGGAGAGUGCAUCACUUCCCAACGUGGAAUCUACUGAGUCUCAGUAUUUUAAGGACUAUUUAGAUGUCAUGACGUGUGAAAGUUUUUCGUUGCAUGGAGGUGGGUACACGUCAUAA